AGUCAGCGCCGUCUGCUUAUGUCAACAUCGUUCUCUCGCACAGUGAAAUAACACAUUAAACUUUAAGAUUAUCCUUAGUUUUUUCCCUCCUCUGUGCUUGACAGCAGCGAUGGCCGAGGAGGUCUGCUCCUUGAAGGCACAGCUGGAGCAGAAAGAAAAUGAGAUUGCUGCUUUGAAGAGUAGAUUGGCACAGCUAGAAAAGAGCCAUGGCUCUGUGCUGGAGCUGCAUGACAAAGUGACACCUCUAACCCCCCUGACCCCCAAACCAGCACUGAGCAAUGAGGACAUCAUGCGCUACAGUAGACAGCUCCUUAUGCCGGAGUUGGGCGUACAAGGUCAGCUAAAACUGUCCAAGACAUCCGUGCUGAUUGUGGGCUGUGGUGGACUUGGCUGCCCCCUGGCACAGUAUCUUGCAGCAGCUGGCAUUGGACGCCUUGGUCUGCUAGACUACGAUGAAGUGGAGCUCAGUAACCUGCACAGACAGGUGCUUCAUGGGGAGGAGAACCAGGGCCAAGCCAAGGCUCUGUCUGCUGCCAGCUCUGUUAGAAGGCUAAAUUCCACAGUGGAGUGUGUUCCCUACCACCUGCAGCUCUCCCCGGAGAACGCCUUGCAACUCAUUCAACAGUACGACAUUGUAGCUGAUUGCUCCGACAACGUCCCCACUCGUUAUCUGGUGAACGACGCCUGUGUGCUCAGCGGCAAGCCUCUUGUGUCAGCGAGUGCUUUGCGGAUGGAGGGUCAGUUGACUGUGUAUAACUACCGCGGAGGCCCCUGCUACAGAUGUUUAUACCCUAUGCCCCCACCCCCGGAGACAGUGACCAACUGUUCUGAUGGAGGGGUGUUAGGAGUGGUUCCAGGGAUAAUGGGCUGCUUGCAAGCUUUGGAAGUCCUCAAGAUUGCUUCUGGACAAGGCUCUUCCUGCGGCCAGCAGCUCUUGCUGUUCGACGCUCAAGAUGCCAGAUUCAGGCCCAUCAAGCUUCGGCCCAAGCAGGCCGGCUGUGCAGUGUGCGGGGAGAACCCAAGUGUGACCGAGCUGGUGGACUACGAGGCUUUCUGUGGGUCUGCUGCCACAGAUAAGUGCCGCAGACUCAACCUACUGUCCACGGAUCAGCGGAUCACUGUACAGGAUUAUAAAACGAUAUUGGACAACGCAGGACCCCAUCUCUUGUUGGAUGUGCGCCCUCUUGUGGAGGUGGAUAUCUGCCACCUCCCUUUCUCUCUCAAUAUUCCACUCUCAAGUUUAGAGGCGAGGAAGAGCGAACAUCUCCAGUUACUCCAGGAGAGAAUCAGCGGAUUGAAACAGCAGAUGGCAGGUGACUCCCGGCCAACAGUGUAUGUGAUUUGCAAACAGGGCAACGACUCUCAGAAGGCGGUGCAGCUUCUUGAGAAGAUGAGUGGGUCAGAGGUGGAGGGUAUCGUGGUGAAAGACAUCUGCGGAGGCCUCAUGGCUUGGGCGAAGAGAAUAGACACUGCAUUCCCGCAGUAUUAGUGCAUUUAAUGUGACUUUUUAAAAAAAUAAAAAAAAUAAAUAAAAAC
This is a messenger RNA of Mugil cephalus (flathead mullet), 1536 nucleotides long. RefSeq names its product molybdenum cofactor synthesis 3 (gene mocs3). The record is from RefSeq and is a predicted model, not a curated record. The coding region runs from base 110 to 1489 and encodes 459 amino acids. Gene Ontology annotation, biological process: protein urmylation; tRNA wobble position uridine thiolation. Lineage: Eukaryota; Metazoa; Chordata; Actinopteri; Mugiliformes; Mugilidae. The transcript is spliced from 13 exons. Gene Ontology annotation, molecular function: thiosulfate-cyanide sulfurtransferase activity; adenylyltransferase activity; URM1 activating enzyme activity. Gene Ontology annotation, cellular component: cytosol; cytoplasm.